Sinocyclocheilus grahami is the source of this 1029-nucleotide messenger RNA. It is a transcript of the gene tlcd3ba, whose product is annotated as TLC domain containing 3Ba. NCBI's taxonomy places the organism in Eukaryota, Metazoa, Chordata, Actinopteri, Cypriniformes, Cyprinidae. The coding region runs from base 23 to 751 and encodes 242 amino acids. Gene Ontology annotation, cellular component: membrane; endoplasmic reticulum. The transcript is spliced from 5 exons. Gene Ontology annotation, molecular function: sphingosine N-acyltransferase activity. Gene Ontology annotation, biological process: ceramide biosynthetic process; lipid homeostasis. The record is from RefSeq and is a predicted model, not a curated record.
GGUGUCCUCCGUUCAGGCCAUUAUGGCAUCCUCUGCCGGGUACAUCAUCGCCUGUUCAUGUGAAGACAUCAUUGAGGACCAGCAUUGGCUUACCAGCAGCUAUAUCCUCUUUGCUGUCCCCUACUUCGUCUAUGACAUCUAUGCCAUGUUCUUGUGCCACUGGUACAAACUUCAGGUCAAAGAUCAUGAGGAGGAGAGCGAAGCCAAACCGAUGAGGUCUGCCAUCCUCGGCUAUCUGCGCCGAGAGUUCCUUAUGGUCUUGCACCAUGUCGUCAUGGUCACUGUCUGUUUCCCUGUCUCUGUGUUCUGGAGACAGGGAAAAGGGGAUUAUUUCCAGGGUGUGAUGUUCCUGGCAGAACUCAGCACCCCAUCUGUCUGUCUUGGAAAAAUACUCAUCCAGUACAAGCAACAGCACACUCUCCUACAUAAAGUCAAUGGAGCUCUUAUGCUGGUCACUUUCUUCAUCUGCAGAGUUCUUCUCUUCCCCUACCUCUACUACGCCUACGGCAGGUAUGCCUCCAUCCCCUUUUACAUGGUGCCGCUGUCUGUGCCCUGGCAGUUUAACGCAGGUGCAGCUUUGCUCAUGGCCCCACAAGUCUACUGGUUUUCCCUCAUCUGCAGGGGCGCCUUCCGUCUCUUCACCAGAGCCUCACGGCACAAAGCUGCUCCUAGCGGCACAGACUCUGAACCGAAAACCUCACUCCUGCCCCCUGCCAACGGAUACAGCCCUAGAGAGACCGACUCGCACUGAGAGAGGAAUAGAGAUAGAGAUGUAGGUACAAGGUUGCUAGGUUUAGACCAAACAGGAAACCGAAGGCAGACUGACUUAUUACAAUGGCUGGUUCUACCUUAGACCCAGUGGCGUGGGAUAGCAAACAAAGAAACUGAAGGUCUGUACCCUCGCUAUUCACCAUCAUCCUCUCAUUGAGAAGAAAAAUAAGACUGCAGACCAAACCAAACAGAUUGUUUUCCCCCUAACAUGCACAUUCUCUAUGUUGGAGCAGUAGGUCGGGAAAAUGUCAUCUGCUG